AUGAUAGUAACUAAUAAUAAUAAUUCUGAUGAACAAAAACAAUCAAUUGAAUUGAAUAAUCAUUGUUGGCAAGAAAAUAAUACAACAAUUAUGAAAUUUGAAACAAAAAUAUCAGAUUUCAUGAUGCCAAUUUUAUCCGAAACAUCGUCCUCAUCAUCAUCAUCAAGUGAAGAAUCUGAUUCAGUUGUAGCAAAUCACAAUCGAAAACAAAAACAACAACAGCGACGACGACGACGAUUGAAAAAAACUAAAAAUUUUGAAAAUGAACAAAAAUUAUUAAAAUUAGAUAAAAAUCUAAUCGAUCAAGUAUCAUCUGUCAAUGGCAGCCAUACAGUGAAUGAAAUGAACAUGAUUAUAACGGAUAAUGAUGAACAUUAUCAUCAAGAAUUGAAUCAAAAACAACAACAACAACAACAAAAACAACAACGUCGUCAUACAACAAAACAGCAAAAAAAAUUACGUAAUUAUUCAAGUUUGAUGAACUCAAAUUCAAUUUCAAAUAAUAAUAAUAAUAAUAAUUUUCAAUCGUCAAUGAUAUCCAAUAAUAAUAAUAAUAAUAAUGUUGUAAAACGUACAGUUACAUUACGUCGUAAAUCAUCAAGUAUGAAUCGUCAUUCAAUGAUAUAUCGUGCAAGAAAAUUUUUUCGUCGAUUACCAAAUGUAUCAACAACAACAACAACAACAACCGCAACAACGACAACAAACACUACAGCAACAAAAAACAAUACGAAAAAUGUUGAAAUUUUUAAAAUUCCUAAAUGUACAAAUGAACAAAAACGACAAAUACAGCAACAUUCAAAAAUUAAUCAAACAUCAACAACAACAUUAUUGAUGACUGGUAAUGAUGUACAGAUAAAUGAUCUCAAUGUUACAAUGAAUAAUGUUGGUGAUGAUGAUGAUAAUGAUAAUGAUAAUAAGAUACGAACAAAUGAAUCAUCAUCAUUAGGUUUAAAUAAUAAUAAUAAUAAUAAUAGCCAUGAAUUACGUUAUUAUCGUUUGAUGAAUUCAUUGAAAACGAUAUUAUCAGAUGAAUGGAAUUGUUUAACAUUUAAUAAUAAUAAUAAUAAUAAUGAUCAAUAUAAUAAUUGUGAUGAUCAAGAAGAAUCGACAUUAAUUUUAUGUAUAAAUCGUUUAUUGAAUGAAAAUCGUCGUAAUCGUUUAGAAUUGAAUGAUAAAAAUAAUGAAAUAUUAUUAUUACGUAAAGAUUCUAUACAAUUACAUAAUCAGAUACAAAAUGUAUGUAAAUAUUUUGAUAAUUUAGAAGAUAAAUUAAAUGAAACUAUAAAUGAACGUUAUAAUAAUAAUAAUCCAAAUGAAAUGAUGACAUUCGAUCUAUAUAAAGAUUCAAUAUUGGAAAAAGUAAUGAAAAAUUUAGAAAGAAAAUCAUUCAAUGAAGAAUUAAUGAUAGCUAAACAUCAACAAAAUUGUGUACCGACAAAAAAUACCGACAUUGAUAAAUGUGAAAUCGAUAAAACAUUACCAUUGGUUUCAAAUCGUCUUACUGAAUUGAUAGAAAAAUUUGAUCAAAAUUUAACAUCAUUCAAUCUGAUUAGCCAGAAAAGAAUGCUUCAAGUUGAUGAAGAAAUACGACAACAUCAAGAUCAAAUUCAAUAUCUUAUGGAUGAAAUUUCUCAAUUAAAAUAUUCAUCGCCUACACAAAAUGAUAAUCAUUAUCGUCAUCAACAUCAUCAUCAGAUUAUUGACGUAAAUAGUAUCGAUAUUGAUGAUGAUGAUGAUGAUGAUAAUGAUGAAAAAAUCAGUGCAAAUCAAUCCGAACCGAAACAAUCUGAACUAAAAGAUUCACAACAUCAAGAACAAGAAAAAACAACAAAUCUUUCUACAGAAUCGAUUGAAAUAAAAUGCAAAUUACGACGAAAGAAAAGUUUUUCAUUGGGUAAUCUUGUUAUCGAUUUUGAUUCAAAUGAUUAUUAUAAUAAUUUUAAUUUGGAUCAUAAUGAUCAACAACAACAACAAUAUGGUAGUGUUGAAUGGUUAAAAUCAAUAGAAUCAUCAUCAUUAUCAUCACCACCAUCACAGUAUUGUACAUCACCAAGACCAAGACGAAGAAAAUCAACCGGUAAUGAUAAUAAUUCACCAUCAUCAUCAUCACCAACAACCGAUGCAAAUUUACAUUAUUAUGAUUCAUUUUCACAUAAAUCAAAAUAUUUUCAACAAAAAAUUCUUGAAUUACGAAAACAAUUGAUUAUUAAUUGAUUCAUUUUGUUGUUUUUUUUUGACACAAAGUUACCGAAAACAGAAACAUCUAAAAUUUUAAUUUUCUACUAUUUUGAAUAUUUUGUUUACCCUGAUAAUUGAUUUUUUUUACAAACACAUUAUUAUUAUUCAGAAUCUAAAUAAAAUAAAUUAAUUCAAGCAAACCA
Messenger RNA from Dermatophagoides pteronyssinus (European house dust mite), 2381 nucleotides. RefSeq lists its product as uncharacterized. The record is from RefSeq and is a predicted model, not a curated record. Gene Ontology annotation, molecular function: protein binding. NCBI's taxonomy places the organism in Eukaryota, Metazoa, Arthropoda, Arachnida, Sarcoptiformes, Pyroglyphidae.